This is a messenger RNA of Vicia faba (fava bean), 336 nucleotides long. NCBI's taxonomy places the organism in Eukaryota, Viridiplantae, Streptophyta, Magnoliopsida, Fabales, Fabaceae. The record is from the annotation of a GenBank genome assembly.
AUGCUGUUGCAACCAAUUAACUCAGCGGAAGAUUAUUGCAGCACUCUUAAACUCAACAUCGACGACACUCCACCAACCAGAUACAUGUCUGGAAUUCUUGAUUAUUAUUGCCAUAAUGGUGUUACUUCUGAUGAUUUGGUCAUAUCACCAUUGUCUCCAAUAUCUGCAUUAGGUUCACAUGACCGAUUCAAAACUCCACUUGAUGAUGUGAAGGAACAGAUUGUUACCAUUGGUGUCAAGGAAUGUCUCAACAUAUUGAAAGCUACUUUAACAUCAACAUCUGCCCUUACAAAUGGUUUGGCACACCUUUUAACAGGAAUCAAGGAGGAGAAAUGA